Triticum turgidum subsp. durum (durum wheat) is the source of this 483-nucleotide messenger RNA. NCBI's taxonomy places the organism in Eukaryota, Viridiplantae, Streptophyta, Magnoliopsida, Poales, Poaceae. The record is from the annotation of a GenBank genome assembly.
AUGGCCGAGAGGUACUGCAGCAAGAAAGCGGUUGUGGCUGGUGGCGAGAACCGCUUAAGCACGCUCCCAGAAGAUGUGAUCCAGCCGGUGUUGUCGUUCCUGCCCUCGCGUCGAGCCGCGCAGACGUGCGCGCUCGCCACCCGCUGGCGCACCCUCUGCCUCUGGAAGUCUGUGCCAUCUCUUCGCAUCGAUGCCGAUGAUGAGGCCUACCGGUGUUGCCACGACUUGAAGCGUUUCAUCGAUGGCUUCCUUCGCUGCCGUGACCCAACACCUCUGCACGAAUGUGAGAUCCUUUUUGACGAUGAUCGGGGCUCGGAGCAGUUUCACCCAGACUUUGAGCUGUGGCUCUAUUAUGCUGUGUCACACAAAGUGAGGGUUCUUCGAUUCAAAAUCCUAGCUGGCCAUGAUCCUUUGCAGCUAUCUGCCGGGGCUCUCAUCUCCGACCACUUGACAACAUUAGUUCUUCGUUGUGUCGAGUUCUAG